GUGUCUAAUAAAUGGGCGUUAUUGUUGAUGCGAACUUUGUUUAGGUAGAAAAAUGGCUGGCACUUAUUAUUUCGUCAUCGUGGGCCACUCCGAUAAUCCUAUAUUUGAAAUUGACUUCAUACCAACCACGAAAGAAGUGAAGAAGGAGGAUAACAGACAUCUGAACCAGUUCAUAGCGCACGCUGCGCUCGAUCUAGUCGACGAACACAUGUGGAAGGUGACCAACACGUACCUCAAGUCAGUGGACAAGUUCAACCAGUGGUUUGUUUCAGCUUUUGUCACUGCCAGUCAAAUGCGUUUCAUAAUGGUGCAUGAUUCACGUAAUGAAGAUGGCAUUAAAAACUUCUUUACGGAUGUCUACGAGGCGUAUAUAAAACUUAUGCUGAACCCCUUCUAUAAAGAAGACACAUUGAUCACUCUACCAGCAUUUGAAAAGAAGGUUCAGUUUCUGGGCAAGAAAUAUCUUACAUAGUAUUUAUGGGAACCUAAUUAUCAACUAUUCUUUAAAUAUGUUGUGUACAGUGAGAACUUUUAGUGUUUUUUCUGCAAAUGAACUCUAUACUGAACUUGAAUUUGCUAGAAUAGGUGAAUAAUCCUUUGGCUAUACACAGUAUGUAUUAGUUGUGCAAAGUAUUUAAAAAUAAUAUUAUUGUUGUCAUUGUGUGAGUUUUGCGAUUGUUUAUGGUGUCCAAUGACACGGUUAGAUUAACGAAAAAAGAGUUCAAAAAUACAUUCCUCAUUCAGUCAAUUUGUAUUAAGAAGAAUUUCCCAGUGACAGACAGAGCAUCGGCAAGUGUUUAAUUAUACCAAUUUGGUUAUAAACACUGAUGGUAUUUUGAUGUUGUUAUACUUUUAUUAAGUUUGCUCUCAAAAUUGUUUCGAUCUACAAAUGGAAAUAUGGAAAAGAAGUUAACGCAGAAGAAACAAUAAUUAUUAUAGAAAAAAAGCUAUAAUUAAAAUAGUAUCUGUUGGCCAGAAAUGAUCUCUAUUUACCAGUGGAAUGGUUGUGGAAUCAGUGUCGGUCAGCUGUUGAACAACAGACAAAGUGGCGGGAAGUACAAGUCGCCCACCUGGUGGUAAGUGACACGCCUGUCCAUAACAGUUGCAGUACCACUCAGAGCCAUAAAUCACAAAGAUCUGAGGGGCACUGCCACUGCACCCAGCACC
Messenger RNA from Hyposmocoma kahamanoa, 1167 nucleotides. RefSeq names its product trafficking protein particle complex subunit 2 (gene Trs20). Bases 53 to 472 code for a protein of 139 amino acids. NCBI's taxonomy places the organism in Eukaryota, Metazoa, Arthropoda, Insecta, Lepidoptera, Cosmopterigidae. Gene Ontology annotation, cellular component: nucleus; cytoplasm; TRAPP complex. Gene Ontology annotation, biological process: endoplasmic reticulum to Golgi vesicle-mediated transport. The record is from RefSeq and is a predicted model, not a curated record. The transcript is spliced from 3 exons.